AUGUUGAGUCUCAAUAAAUUGAUUUACUUGAAUCCUUAACCUUCUUAUCAUUCAAAAACUUUUGAUGGCAAUUAAAAAUUAACUUUAUUAUUCAUAAAAACAAAGCAAAAUAAACAUCAAAUUCCUUGUUUAUUCAUCAAAGCAAAUUCAGAUGAAUACCUUUUGUAUUUUCAUAGUAAUGCAGAGGAUAUGUAAAUCUAAAAUGUAAAUUUUAAAGAGGAACUUGCUAUGAGUUUACAUCUGCUUUGAGUAAUGGAUUGAAUGUAAAUGUAAUUUGCAUGGAAUAUCCAGGUUACGGAAUUUACACUUAAGUUGAACCUUCCUAAAAAUAAAUUGAAAAAGAUGCUGAAGAUGUCUUUAUUUAUAUUCAUUUGGAAUUAAGAGUUCCUGAUUCUAAAUUGACUAUUUUUGGAAGAUCAAUUGGAACUGGCCCAGCUUGUUUUUUAGCAUCAAUUUAUUAACCAAAAGCAUUAAUUUUAUUAAGCCCAUUCACAUCUAUAAAAUCUGUUGCUAAAAAGCAUUUUUAUUUUGCUGCGAAUUUGUUAAAAGUAUGUAGAAAUUAAUAAUCCCUUUUAGGAUUAAUUCAAUAAUGUAUAAAGAGCAAAUAAGAUUACCUGCCCUUGCAUCAUCAUUCAUGGUAAACUAGAUAAAUUUAUUCCAAUAUAAAUGGCAGAAGAUAUAUACAAAAGUUUAGCUUCUAAAAGAAAAACAUUUUUUUAUCCUGAAGAUAAAGAUCAUAAUAAUUUCAAUUUUUUAUUUGACAUAAAAGAUUUUGUUUAGAACUUUAUCAAAGAAAUUGAAUAGUUAAAUCAUAUGUUUUUGCCUAAUUGA
Molecule: messenger RNA, 831 nt
Organism: Paramecium sonneborni
Lineage: Eukaryota; Ciliophora; Oligohymenophorea; Peniculida; Parameciidae
Source: the annotation of a GenBank genome assembly